Penicillium diatomitis is the source of this 396-nucleotide messenger RNA. RefSeq lists its product as uncharacterized. The transcript has a single exon. The record is from RefSeq and is a predicted model, not a curated record. Bases 1 to 396 code for a protein of 131 amino acids. Lineage: Eukaryota; Fungi; Ascomycota; Eurotiomycetes; Eurotiales; Aspergillaceae.
AUGUCUUGCGACGGUGAUGCGCUGGCCGUGAAUGGAUUCUUUGCAUUCGGAUGCAGCAUCAAAUUGUCAGCUCAAUCGCAAUUGUCUGCGAUCUUUGUGAUGGAUCCGGUCCGAGCCGCCAGUGGAUCCAGCGUUGAGUCGGGUCUCCUCGAGACCCGAAUACUUGCUGCCCAGUCCAUGCGCUUCGCGGAUGAGACAGUCACUUUCGCCGCAAGUCAGGAUAAUGGUUCUAUCGUUUGCAGAAUGAUGAAGAGGCCGCGUCGACGAUGGAACACCCUGCGAUCUGGAUCACCCGGACCUGAGAGCAGGCCGAACGCUCGGACCCCUUGGAAGAAUGAGACUGUCUCUUCAUUCAAGCGGCCGCCAGGCAAUCACGCAGGUGGUGAUAGCAUGUAG